Messenger RNA from Eruca vesicaria subsp. sativa (arugula), 1050 nucleotides. NCBI's taxonomy places the organism in Eukaryota, Viridiplantae, Streptophyta, Magnoliopsida, Brassicales, Brassicaceae. The record is from the annotation of a GenBank genome assembly.
AUGGCGAGGGCUCUUGUGAUCAUAAACUGCAUCAUUCUCGCCAUAGGAAACUGUGGUGGUCCUCUGAUCAUGCGUCUCUACUUCAACAAUGGUGGCCACAGGAUUUGGUUCUCCACUUUUCUUGAAACCGCAGGCUUUCCAAUCAUAUUCAUUCCUCUCCUCUUCUCUUAUCUUAACCGGCGCAGAAGCAACAACAAUGAAGGAGAGAACACACGCUUCUUUCUCAUAAAGCCACGUCUCCUUAUCGCUGCGAUUCUCAUAGGGAUCCUCUCAGGGUUUGAUAACUACUUAUACGCAUAUGGCAUAGCUUAUCUCCCAGUUUCAACAGCUGCUCUCAUCAUUGCUUCACAGUUAGCUUUCAUAGCCAUCUUCUCAUAUUUCAUGGUUAGCCAUAAGUUCACUCCUUUUACCAUCAAUGCUGUUGUGUUGCUGACCGUUGGAGCUGCGGUGUUGGGAAUGCAUACCGACACUGAUAAGCCGGUUCAUGAGACUCACAAGCAGUACAUGACUGGGUUCUUGGUGACUGUAGCAGCCGCUGUUAUGUAUGCAUUUCUCUUGCCUUUGGUGGAGCUUGCUUACCAGAAAGCUAAGCAACCCAUGAGUUAUACACUUGUGCUUGAGGUUCAGUUGAUUUUGUGCUUCCUUGCUUGUUUAGUGAGCCUCAUUGGUAUGCUCAUUGCUGGUGAUUUCAAGGCCUUACCAAAAGAAGCAAGAGAGUUCAAGCUUGGAGAGGCAAUGUUCUAUGUGGUGGCUGUAAUUUCAGCUAUAAUAUGGCAAGGAUUCUUCUUAGGAGCCAUUGGAUUAAUCUUCUGUGCAUCAUCUCUUGUCUCUGGUAUUAUGAUAUCAGUUCUUUUGCCCAUCACAGAGGUUUUAGCUGUUAUUUUCUACCAUGAGAAGUUCCAACCAGAGAAGGGUCUUUCUCUUGCUCUGUCUCUUUGGGGUUUUGUCUCUUAUUUUUAUGGUGAGAUCAAAGCCGAUAAGGAUAAAAGAAUACAAGAGGAGGCACAAGUAAAUUCUUUGCCUAGAAGAACGUCCAGAAGCGAGUGUUGA